This is a messenger RNA of Gongylonema pulchrum, 117 nucleotides long. Lineage: Eukaryota; Metazoa; Nematoda; Chromadorea; Rhabditida; Gongylonematidae. The record is from the annotation of a GenBank genome assembly.
AUGAUGUAUUUGGAGGAGCGUAAACUGGUACACAGAGAUCUCGCGGCGAGGAAUGUGUUGGUCGGCGAUAAAAUUUCCGGUGUCCCCGUUGUUAAGGUAUGUGCUGUUAAAAACUGA